Messenger RNA from Nerophis ophidion (straightnose pipefish), 7062 nucleotides. RefSeq lists its product as uncharacterized. Gene Ontology annotation, biological process: DNA integration. Gene Ontology annotation, molecular function: nucleic acid binding. The coding region runs from base 404 to 3253 and encodes 949 amino acids. The record is from RefSeq and is a predicted model, not a curated record. The transcript is spliced from 4 exons. Lineage: Eukaryota; Metazoa; Chordata; Actinopteri; Syngnathiformes; Syngnathidae.
CGCUCCAACUGGACCAACGAAGCAGUCUCUUGUUGUCCGUUCCUAUAAAGCUAGCUUUAAUUGACCGUGAACGUUCUUUCCCAAAUAAUGCUCACAUUCACGUUACACGUUUUAAAGCGAAAAUUUAACCGGGAAUAAGAUGUGUUCAACCUAAACAUAUUAAUUUGCCGGAAUACGGAUCGGGCAUUUAAUCCCCGUUAACGGUCAGAUAGGUGUUAGCUCCCAAGCUAAACAUGUAAUUUGCUUUGUACUACUUACAACUGUUUUGUGCUAUUUACUGUACUAUUUGUACUCGUUUGAGGUGACUAAUAAUGUUGCUUUGAACGUAGCACGGUAGGGGAGCAGGCUACUCCACGAAGAGGAACGCACCAGCCAUACUGUUGAGAGAGACUUGAAUAAAAGAAUGGAUCCAGUUUACCAGACAUACAUUCGCAUUGCAGCAAACGCUCCCGGUAGUUUUGACUGCAAUGAUGCAGAAACUUUGCACUCUGGUGGGGAACGUUCGAAAUCUGAUCCACAGCUGACGAGAAAAAGGAUUUUGCUUCGACACCUGGAGGAACACAUUUUUGGAAAGAAAGCUGCUAUUGCUCCAAAGAAGAUGAAACUGAGUGAGAAGGAACAUCUCGGACCAGAUUCUGUAGCCUCAACUCUCAGGAACAGAGUAAAUACAUUUUUGCAGCAGCAACAAUGUCCCAGCUUUGUGUUAAAGUGCAAUAUGUUUAAGCCACCUGUUGCAAGAGAGGCUCCAAUCCGCAGAUCAGAUCAAAAAUUGCUGGAAGACCAUCACCCUCUGAAGCGAAGAGUGAAAGCCCUGCUGAAGUACAUACAUGGUCAUUCCAGUGUCUUUGUAUCAAACCACCCGGUUCCUGAUCACACGGCCAUUAGACCGCUUGCUGCCCAAUUAUUUCCCAGACCACCACCUAUUGCAACGCCUCCUCUCAGUUCAAGUUUUGCUUCACCAGACCAGGAGGAGAGUGAUGCCAACAAAGGCUUUGAGUGCUUCCUAAGCUUGCUCAACAGUGGAGUCAACAUCGAACUGCUAAGUAAGAUUGUCAACGAUGACAGCGAAGAUCUCCAUUCCAAAGACGGGUCCGUGAACAUUAAGCCCAAUGAUGUCGACGCUGCUGGGGGGGAAGAGGAAGGGCAGUCGGUGGGGACUUCGCAAGAGGUUUCCCCGGUUCCUCAAUGUCACCCCAUUGAUGAUUUUCCACUUGAGCAGUCUCGAGAUGACACUCUGCGCGCAACCUGGGACCAAGUGAUAUCAAAUGAUGGGCAGCUGGUUCGUCCGGGGAUAGCGCGAGGUUUCCCUCACUUUGCAAUAAUUAGGGACAGAUUAUACAGAGUGAGCCGUGACACUCAGACAGGAGAGGAAUUUACCCAAUUGCUGGCGCCAAAAAAGCGCCGGGAAAUGAUUUUCCAGGCGGCACAUUUCAACCCGAUGGCCGGUCACAUGGGGUAUAAUAAAACACUCAACCGGGUAAUGGCCCGUUUCUAUUGGCCAGGCAUGCGGGCAGACUUGCGCCGCUGGUGCACGGCUUGCCCGGACUGUCAACUAGUCAACUCAGCGGCCACCCAUAGGGUGCCUUUGCGGCCAUUGCCACUCAUAGAGGUCCCAUUUGAGCGAAUUGGCGUGGACCUCGUCGGACCAUUUCACCCGAGCACCAAGGGUUAUCGCUUUGCGCUAGUCCUGGUGGAUUACGCAACGCGCUAUCCCGAAGCAGUACCGCUGCGCUCCAUCUCUGCAAAGAGUGUCGCGCAAGCGCUGUUUCAAGUUGUCUCCCGAGUUGGAAUCCCGAAAGAGAUUCUGACUGAACAGGACAUGUCCUUUAUGUCACGCACGUUAAAGGAGCUGUACGGAUUAUUGGGGAGCAAAUCCAUUCGGACCAGCGUUUACCACCCACAGACUGAUGGGCUGGCAGAGCGGCUGAAUAGAACCUUGAAAUCCAUCAUCUGGAAGUUCGUACACGAGGACAAACCAAAUUGGCACAAAUGGUUGGAUCCCCUGUUAUUUGCAGUGCGGGAGGUUCCUCAGGCCUUUACAGGGUUUUCCCCAUUUGAACUGUUGUUCGGCAGGAAGCCACGCGGGGUGCUGGACCUAGUUAAAGAAAGCUGGGAGGAAGGUCCAAGCCCCAGUAAAAAUGAAAUUCAAUACGUCAUGGAUUUGAGAGCGAAACUCCACACAUUGCGGCACUUGUCACGUGAGGAUUUGCUUCAAGCCCAAGAACGUCAGCAGCGCCUGUAUAACAGGGGGUUGCAACUCAGACAAUUUUCACCGGGAGAGAAAGUACUUGUAUUACUCCCAACGUCAAGCUCCAAAUUACUCAUCCAGUGGCAAGGACCCUUUGUGGUCACACGACGAGUAGGUGAUGUGGAUUAUGAGGUCAGGCGGUCUGACCUUGGCGGGGCAACACAAAUAUACCACCUCAACCUCCUAAAAGGAUGGAGGGAGGCUGAGCCUGAGCCUGUCUCCAUGGUAAUGGGGGAAGCAGAGAGCGAGGAGCUGGGUCCGAAAGUCCCUCCCUCCCCCCGGCCCUUCCCUCUCCGCUGUGAUAAUCAUCUCACGCCGUCCCAGAGAGCAGAUGUGGCCACUGUGCAGCAACGUUUUGCUGACGUGUUCUCCCCUAUGCCAGGCCGUACGGAUCUCACUCAUCAUCACCUAGAGACCAGCCCAGGCGUGACGGUGAGGUCUCGGCCCUAUAGGGGUGUUUUAGAUGGUCCUAUUGGCAGUGAGAACCACGAAUGUAACAAUUAUACUCUGAUACCAGAGGGAACAGAGCAGUCCACAUACGGACAGUACAGUACUGAUGCACCAGUACAGAGGAUCGCUGGUAAAAACCAAGAUCUGCAAUCCUUUGAUGAAACCCAUCAUGCACAGUCCAACCAGGAGUGUAAUACUGUUUCAGGUUAUAGUUUGCCUGAGCAUUCUCAAUUCAAUGCUUCUUUCAACGGUGACAACCGUUCUUCCUGGACACAUGAUCAUGGUUCCGGUUCCAUGUUCUCUUUUCCUUACUCAUCGUAUACAGACCACUCCCACCCCUCAAUUGCUUCCGCAGACUAUAAAUUACGCUACCGUGUCUACCACUCUCAUGAACAUGUCUAUAAGAAUCCAGACCUAUCCAUGAGGGAAUGUCAGUUUGGCUCAAGCACUGACCCGGGUUGCCUGCAAACAGUCGAACUGUCACGCCGUUGUGGUCAAUCAAAAGCUAAAAAAAAGAAAAAGAAAAAGAAAAAGCUACAACUAUCUGGGAAGUAGUGAAAGGAUACCAAAACCAAAAUGACAAGUGACCUUCCCAAGAUAAUCUCUGUAUUGCACAAAACACCAAGAGGUUGAUCAUCCAAUAAAGGGUAAAAAAGCCACCAACAGAAGAGGAAAUUAAAGCAAAACUGAAAAAAAAGGUUGGUAUAUUGUUUUUUUAAAUUUUUUAUAUUUGAUCAUUCUUCUCUCUUUCUGGUAAAAACGAGCAAGAUCCAAUACUAUCCUGAUGUAGCCACCAAGGAAGAGCUCACCACCUGUCAAUGUGACGACGCGUAUGCAGCAGUUACUGUAACCACGAUGGGAGACGAGGAAAGACUGGUGUUGUUUCCUUAAAUGUUAAUAAGAUUAAAAUGUUAUGCAGAGAUAUGCUUAUAACAAUUUUACAGACAAACUAUACAAUUUAUAGUCACAGUGGAGAGUGGGGGGAGCGCAAAAUAUUUUCUUCUUCCGAGGUGGGGCAUAAAACAAAAUAUUUGAGAAGCACUGCUAUAAGCUAACCUGCAAAACCACAACAUGGACACACAACACACAGGGUAAUGAUAUUGCUUGUCUGCGUGCAAACUGUUUCACAUGAUAACGCCCUAAUGGUUAGUACCGGUAUAUGUAUGGUCUUUUGAGUUGUCAGACUGUUUUUGUGGUCGUGAACACAUCAUUGGCUGAUUUGAGUGUGCGUGCCCUUUGGAAGCUACCGGUUAUUUUAAUAAUCGAGUAAUUUAUUGAUUCAGUUUGAUUAAUCGAGUAAUCAAAUAAAACACACUUUUUAACUUCAAUAUGACUUCUAGGGAAAAUAGUUGAAAUAAACAAGGAUUUUUCUAAUGGCCAUUUUUGUCUCUUAUCACAUAACAUUGAAAUCACACUUUUAAAAUGGAAGCAUCGCUGUAUUAUUUAAGGCGUGUAGCCUUCAACCAGGUCAUUGAUAAUAAAGGACCAAACUGAACAAAAAUACACAUUUGUAAUGAUAUUAAUUGGAUGUUUGAGAUUAAGAACAAACUUGUUAGCAUCAACAAACAGUGUUUAGCAAAACAUUUGUUCCGCAAGUCAAAUGUAUAAAAUUAUGUUUGGUUUCUGGUAAUGCACUGCAUCAUUGAAGUUGUGCUAUUGUGAAAUGUCAAAUCUGCUUGACAGUGCAAACAUUUCACCAUAAUGUCCGUCUUUUUUUUCCAGUUUUAAAUUAUCACAAAACCUUUCAUCAUUUCUAAGCUCUUUGCUGUCUUUGCCUUUUUCUGAGCCGUUUCUCUUUAUUGGCACACCACUAGUCCCCCCCUCCACUAAACUAUUUUAAUUGUGAACAAUUUUGAGUGUGUUGGAAUUAAAAUCACAUUGUUCCCAGAAAUGUAUUUAAAGUUAAUUGUAGCAUACCACCUCUCCUUUCCACUCUUCCACAUUAUCUUGGUGGAGGAGUUUGCAUGUCUAAAUGAUCCUGGGAGCAAGGUUGUCCAGGGUCUUCCAUGCCCCCUGGUAGGGUCUCCCACGACAAGCAGGUCCUAGGUGAGGGGUCUGACAAACAGCAGCUCGAAGACUUCUAUGGAGAUGCAAAAACCAAGACUCAGAUUUUCCUCGCCCGGACGCGGGUCACCGGGGCCCCCCUCUGGAUUCAGGCCCGGAGUUUGGGCAUGAUGGUGAUUGCCCGGUGGCCAGGCCUGUCCCCAUGGGGCCCUGCCGGGCACAGCCCGAACAGGCAAUGUGGGUAUCCCCUCCAAUGGGCUCACCACUCAUGGUAGGUGCCAUAGAGGUCAGGUGCGUUGUGACAUGGGCAGCAGGGCACUUGGCGGUCCAAUCCUCUACUACAUAAGUUAGUUUUUGGGACAUGGAACGUCACCUCACUGGGGGAGAGGGAGCCUGAGCUAGUGCGCGAAGUGGCGAAGUUCCAACGGGAUAUAGUUGGACUCAUUUCAAUGCACAGCAAGGGCUCUGAAACCAGUUCUCUCGAGAGGGGCUGGACUCUCUUCCACACUGGCGUUGCACGCAGUGAGAGGCAUCAGGCUGGGUGUGCAUCGCGUGGACAUUGGGUCGGUACCUCUGGAUUGGCAGACCGGGGUGGUGGUCCCUCUCUUUAAGAAGAGGAACCGGAGGGUGUGUCCCCACAAUCGUGGGAUCAAACUCCUCAGCCUUCCCGGUAAGGUCUAUUCAGGUGUACUGGAGAGGAAGCUACGCCGGAUAGUCGAACCUCAGAUUUAGGAGGAAUGGGGUGGUUUUCGUCCUGGUCGUGGCACUGUGGACCAACUCUAUACUCUCGGCAGGGUCCUUGAGGGUGCAUGGGAGUUUGCCCAACCAGUGUGCUUACAUGUGCUUUGUGGACUUUGAGAAGGCAUUCGACCGUGUCCUGUGGGGAGUGCUCAGAGAGUAUGGGGUUUCGGACUGUCUGAUUGUGGCGGUCUGCUCCCUGUACAAUCAGUGUCGAAGCUUGGUCCACAUUGCCAGCAGAACACGUUUCCAGUGAGGGUUGGACAACGCCAAGGCUGCCCCUUGUCACCGAUUCUGUUCAUAACUUUUAUGUACUGAAUCUCUAGGCGCAGUCAAGGCGUUGAGGGGAUCUAGUUUGGUGGCUGUAGGAUUAGGUCUCUUCUUUUUGCAGAUGAUGUGGUCCUGAAGGCUUCAUCUGGCCAGAAUCUUCAGCUCUCACUGGAUAAGUUCGCAGCAGACUGUGAAACGACUGGGAUGAGAAUGAGCACCUCCAAGUCCGAGUGCAUGGUUCUUGCCCCGAAAAGGGAGGGCCAUCUCCGGGUUGGGGAGGAGAUCUUGCCCACUGUGGAGGAGUUAAAAGUACCUCGUAUUCUUGUUCACGAGUGAUUUAAAAGUGGUUUGUAAAAUCAACAGGCAGAUCGGUGCGGCGUCUUCAGCAAUGCGGUCGCUGUAUCGAUAUGUUGUGGUGAAGAAGGAGCUGAGCCGGAAGGCAAAGCUCUCAAUUUACUGGUCGAUCUAUGUUCCGAUCCUCACCUAUGGUCAUGAGCGUUCGGUUAUGACCAAAAGGACAAGAUCACGGGUACAAGCGGCCAAAAUGAGUUUCCUCCGCGGUUGGCGGGGCUCUCCCUUAGAGAUAGGGUGAGAAGCUCUGUAACCCAGGAGGAGCUCAAAGUAAAGCCGCUGCUCCUCCACAUCGAGAGAAGCAUCUGGUGGUUCGGGCAUCUGGUCAGGAUGCCACCCGAACGUCUCCCUAGGGAGGUGUUUUGGGCACAUCCGGCCGGUAGGAGGCCAUGGGGAAGACCCAGGACACGUUGGUAAAAUUAGGUCUCCCGGCUGGCCCGGGAACGCCUCGGAAGAGCUGUACGAAGUGGCUGGAGAGAGUGAAGUCUGGGUUUCCCUGCUUAGGCUGCUGCCACCGCGACCCGACAGCGGAUAAGCGGCACAAGAUGGAUGGAUUAAUGUAGCAUACCAGCCGCUGGCCCACUACUGAAGACAUUUUCUGAGUUUAUUUUGACAUCUUCAGACAGCACAGCCGAGGUGGGACAAAGUCAUUGUUUUGCAAGUCACAAGUAAGUCUUAAGUCUUUGCCCUCAAGUCCUGAGUAAAGACAGGAAAGUACCCAGUCAAGUCCAAAGUCAAGACUGAAAAGUCUCAGGUCAAUUCCCAAGUCCUGCAUUUUGAGUUUCAAGUCCUUUUACCACAGACUACUAUAUUUACACGGAUUGUGUAUGGUUGUAAAACUUAUUUAUUUAUUAAAACAAGUGCAUUAUAAAUUGCAGGAUUAAAAAAUAGUGCUGACAUUGCACUUCAUAAUAGCACUAUUAAGCAAUCGUUUUAAACAUUUAACUCAUUCCUUUAAAGAAUAAACUCAGUGCAAUUGUACUUAUUUGCACAAAAUUGUA